This is a messenger RNA of Komagataella phaffii GS115, 897 nucleotides long. Its product is annotated as ER membrane protein that interacts with exocyst subunit Sec6p and with Yip3p. Bases 1 to 897 code for a protein of 298 amino acids. NCBI's taxonomy places the organism in Eukaryota, Fungi, Ascomycota, Pichiomycetes, Pichiales, Pichiaceae. Gene Ontology annotation, biological process: viral release from host cell by cytolysis. The record is from RefSeq and is a predicted model, not a curated record. The transcript has a single exon.
AUGUCUGAAUCAAUCGAAUCAAAGGGCCCUCAAACCACUUGCUGUGGUGGUAAAUGCCUCAGCCAGAAGUCUGCAUCAAUUUUAACUUGGAAGAACCCAAUUAAGACUGGUACGGUCUUUGGGGGAAUCAUUGUUGCAUUGUUGCUGAUCCGAUACGUUAAUGUGUUCAAAUUGGUCUUUAGACUGGCUACUUAUGUACUCUUUGCCACUGCAAGUGCUGAAUUCAUAGGUAAGAUUGCUGUCGGUCAGGGAUUCAUUAGCAGAAUCCGCCCUGAUUACUUUGCAAAACUCUCCAGUAAGGCUCCUCUUGUGGCUGAUCACGUCGCCAAGUAUCUGUCUGGAUUUGAGUUGAAGUUUCAGCAAUUGCUUUAUGCUGAGAAUGUGGAAAACACAUUCAAAGCUGCUGGUAUCUCUUACAUAUUGUACAUCUUGACAGGAUUGAUCUCUGUCUGGUGGCUGUUAUUUGUGUCCACCCUUGUGGUUUUCACUGUACCUAAGCUGUACGAAAUCUAUCAGAAAGAGAUUGACGAAGCCGUUACCCGUUAUGCCGAAGUUGCAAAGAACAAGGCCGACGACUUACAGACUCUAGCCAUUGAGAAAUCAAAGCCUUUAUUGGAUAAGGCUGAGACCCAAUUGGGACCAGUAGGCAAGUACGUCAAGCAAGCUUUCCCUGUCAGAACUGCAUCCACCUCAGCCAAGGCUGACAUUCCUGCUGAAACUUCUGAGAAGGAAGUCCCUAAAUCUGCUGCUGAUGUGAAAAUUUCGGAGACUGCCUCUGAGAACAUAAGCGAAUUGCCAUCCGCUCCAACCACCAAGUUGGAAGACUUUGUUGCAGACGUUGAGAAGAAGACUGAUGAGUCAAGAGCAGAACUUGCUGCUGAAGGAGUUGCUUUGUAG